GUGUUAGCAUGGACGUGUCCAACUUUGCCGCCCUCAAGAAAAAGCUGGCGAAGGAUCCCAAGAAGAAGAAAGAGGCGGGAAGCCAGAAACCCGUCGAUGAGUUCUUCCGGAAGGACGGGGCCGCUCAGGUCCCGGAGGGCGAGGUUCCCUCCAAUUCCGCUGCUGCCGGUGCUGACGCCGAGGGCUCCCGAGGGGAGGAGCUCAAGAGAAAGAAUGCCGGGAAAGGCGCAGCUAUCCCGGAGAGCAAGAAGCUGAGGAAGGGGGCCCUCGGAAAAAAGGAUGCCCCCAUUGUGAUAGUCGAGGAGCAACCAUCCUCGAAUCUCCCGGCGGCUAUUCCCCCUCGUUCUCCUCCCUCUCCUGUUGAUGAAGGCCUUCGGCCGGCGGAGAUCGUUCAAUUCCCCAUCAAGUCGGGGACUUCCGUUAUGCAUGGCACUCUACAUCCCGUCGGGUUCAUGCGAGGGGUGAUGUCCUCGAAGGACAGGUCUGUGCUUGCUAGGCUCGAGGAUGACAUCCUCGACUACAAAGUGGCCAGCUAUAGCACUAUGGCUGCCCUGGCUGCUUCCGAGCAGGCCCGAAGGGUUGAGCAACUGAGGAUAGCCAAGUGUCAGGCGGACGAGGCUCUGAAGAAAGCCGACGAGGAGAGGGUUGCCCUUCGGCAGAGGAUUGCUGAUGCGGAGGCAGCCCUUCGGCUGGAGAGGGAGGGCAUGGAGCGAAGGCUGCAAGAUGCCGAAGCUAAAGGGAAGGCUACCGCUGAGGAAGCCGCCGCUGCUGCCGCCAAGAUUACUGCCGAAGCUGCCGAGAGUGCUAAGGCCGAAGCGGUGGCCGAUGCUAAGAAGAGAGCAGUCGAGGCCUUCCUCGCCGGGGGCUGGAUGGUGGCCGACCACGAGGGGUGGGUGGCCUCGGUGGUGGAGCAGAAGGUGGAUGCCUGGGUGAAGGGCCCCGGUGCUGAAUGGCUUGCCCGAAAGGGUAAAGACUAUUAUGACGGUGGUGAAUUCUUCACCCAGAAGAUGAUCUACCGGAGGCUGGCCCGGCAUUUAAAAACCGAUCCGAAGGAAUUUGAUCCGGCAGCUUACGGCCUCCCCCCCUUGCAGCCCGAUGUCCGGGUCCCUCUGUCCGAAGGUGAAGAGAGGCCGGACCUAGAGGAUUCCGAGCUAAUGGGCGAGGGCGGCGACGAAGGAGCCGAAGAUGACGCGGCCUCAAAGGCGAAGGAAGACGCAACUGCGGAAGCUCAAAAAUAGGAUCUGUUCUAAGUGUAGCUUUGUAAUAGUCCGCAUCUUUCGGCCUCGGCCAUGUAUUGUAAUCAGAACAUGUCUGGUCACUUUGAAUAUUUCUUUUCCUAAUGGUGAAUGCUU
This is a messenger RNA of Cuscuta epithymum, 1352 nucleotides long. The record is from the annotation of a GenBank genome assembly. NCBI's taxonomy places the organism in Eukaryota, Viridiplantae, Streptophyta, Magnoliopsida, Solanales, Convolvulaceae.